This is a messenger RNA of Exaiptasia diaphana, 2829 nucleotides long. Its product is annotated as C-X-C chemokine receptor type 1-like. The transcript has a single exon. Gene Ontology annotation, molecular function: G protein-coupled receptor activity. Gene Ontology annotation, biological process: G protein-coupled receptor signaling pathway. Lineage: Eukaryota; Metazoa; Cnidaria; Anthozoa; Actiniaria; Aiptasiidae. Gene Ontology annotation, cellular component: membrane. The coding region runs from base 162 to 1244 and encodes 360 amino acids. The record is from RefSeq and is a predicted model, not a curated record.
AAUCAAUAAAUGAAUUUCUUCUUAAAUCAAGGAAAUUAGGAAUGCGCAAUGACGUCAUUUCCAUGGCAACUGGUAUGAUUGACGUAAAAAAGAAAUCAGUAUAUAUCAAUGGAUAACCUCCCCGCCAAGAAGACACUUUGCCUAACAACCUGUCUGGAAAGAUGGCUCUUUCAUCUAGUCUUAACACAAGUGCGGCCAAUACUAGUGGCUUUUAUCAGGGUAUGAAUGCUUCAAUUCCUCGGUUUAGACCACCAUUCUCACCAAUUCUGUACCUUUUAUUUGUGUACUACGCUAUUGCAGUGCUGGCCUUGUCUAUUAUCUCUAAUCUUUUAGCAUUGGCUGCGUGUUUUAAGCUGUACAGACGAAACCCGUCCGUGAUGCUUGGCUACUUGGCCAGYCUMAGCGURGCAAAUUUGUGYUUCAGUAUACUGGGAUCGUUUGACUUUUCGAUGCAUUUUUCUCUAACUGGAGAGGUUGCAUGCAAAGUGGAAGGUUUUUUGACAGAGACUUGUUACAUGGCAGCUAUUAUUAUCUUAGUCUGUAUCAGUUACGAGAGGAAGAGGGUAGUUGCUACUCCAAUCUUGGCAAGACUGAAGGAAUUACACUUCCGCAAGUUAUUACCUUUGCUUGUUUGGGUCUUCUCGUCUAUUCUCUGCAGYCCACUGUUGAUUUUUUACACUCGAAUACAUGGAACAUGCACAAGUAUUCUUCUCGCUAGUAUUUCUCGUUUGAUCUUCUAUAUCAUCCAAACUGUUGUCGUYUACGUACUSUCUUUGUUUCUCAUGUUCUGGGCACACCUUAACAUUUUCAAGACUUUGUCAAGACACAGAACUUUCAGAAGAGGCUCUUCAAGCGCGGCAAAGAUUUUUCGCAGCGACGCCAAAUUAUCCAGGAUGCUCGUUGCUGUCAUAAUCGUCUUCGUUGUCUGCCAUACACCUUACAUGUCAAUGCUUCUCAUGAUAAACUUUGGCAUUGAAGAGAGAACAGCAACAUGGCAGAUUACAUGGCACAUUGCAAGACUUCUCAUGUUCUCACAGACCACUAUCAAUCCCUUCAUUUACUGCUUCUUUAGUAARCAGUUCCGUAAAACUUGCAAGGAUAUCUUAACCUGUCAUUGUUCCGCAUCAAACCUUCAGGUUCCUCGUCUGCGUGCUACAUCAGGAACCACUUCGCUAGAGCUUCAAGCAGUUCCGUGUUAUGACGGAAAUGGUGGCCCGUAUGAAAAAGACAUCACUGAAAUGUAGUUGAUUAAGUCAUAAAAAACAUUACUUAAAACAACUGAAAAGAACACUUUUCAAAGGUAAAACCUGUUACCGAGUAAUCGGAUUAUCAUAAGCCCACUUUAUUCCUUAAGCAAACUACUAACAAGAGCUGCUAGUUUAAAUAGUGUGAAUUUACAGUACAAAAUCCUGACAUUAUAGUCACUGUGUACAUAUACUAAAGACAUUAAAAGCAAAAAAGCUGAUAGGGAAGCUAUGGCUUUAAAACUGUGAAACCCUCAGGCAAGAUGACAGUUGCCUGUUGUCUUACCACUAAUUAUGUACAAUUUCUAGUUUCACAUCGAUACAAUGCAAACAGCAACCGCGGACUUAAAAAGGCUAAUGUUCUUGUAGCCAACUGGGCGAGUUGUUUUGAAAACCAAUCUGAAACAGCCGGUUGUCGUUGAUAAACCUUGACAGUACGCACCGUAUGAUAGUAUAUUAUCUGUAUCAUGAUAAUGUUGCCUCGAGGCUUUCAUGCACUCUGUGUCAAAUGUAUCAUCAAUGAGGAGAACUCUUCGUGGGAUGUCAUCAUCAUCAAAACUUCCGACAACCAAAGUUCAUCAUUAUUAAUACAUCCAGCUUCGUAAUGCAGAAAACACUCUAGUGCAAACAUCAAGCGUGAAAAAAAAUAUUAACCAAACAUUGCCAAAUAGCGCAAUAUAGUGAAGAUUAGACAAAUGGCAAUCAGUCAAAGGAAUUCGCAUGAUUCGUACAAUUUUAAUUACUGCUAAAGUUCUUCAUCAUGGUUUUAGUUUUUGCAUCUCGCGCAUAGACUAAAACAAAUAAGAUUAAUUGAUAUAAAACGGUUACUAUAGAUUGUUCUGAUCGUUUUUAUUAAAACAAAAUAAAUGUAAUACCAAAUAUAUUCAUAUUCCUAGUUGAUAUUCAACGUAGAAUAGAAUGAGACAGUAGGUGCAAUAUUUCUGUUUUAUUACAAAACCAUCGCCAGGCUACUUAUGAGUCAUUUAACCUGAUGAUGGUUUUGUAAUAAAACCGAAAUAUUGCUCUUACUGCUUCAUUCUAUUCUAUGUUGAAUAUCAACUGGGAAUAUAAAUAUAUUCAAUAUUGGGUUUAUUUUGUUUUAUCUAAAAAACAAUCAGCUUUUUCUGGCGUUUUAAGGAAAUACACGAAUGAAAACGGGCGUGGUCGAUCAUGUCAGCAAUAGCUUCUACAUUUAUCAACAUACAAAAACUCGAUGACGCUUUAGUGUAGCCAAAGUCUGAUAGCAAUCGACAUUAUAAAACAUUAUUACAACUAAAACUAAAACUAAAACUAAAACUAAAACUAAAUUUAUAGAAUAAUUUAUGGAAUAAAACUGUAAGAAAAGUAAAGCCACAAAAAAGCUAGGCUGCAGGAAUCUUGAAAGAUUUUUCUAGAGUUGGGCCACAUUAGUAUUAUUAUUAUGUAUUUAUUGCUCCAGUGACUGAAAGAAUUGUAAACUAGUUAUGCGAUUAGCUGACUAAUCCUAUUCAUGGAAAAUGUAAUUAUCUCAUAACACUGAUCAUGCUAAUGAUGAUGAUUAUUAUUAUUACUAUCAUCAAAAUUAUUACAACGCACAUUAAAAACU